AUGCGACGACUUUCAAGAGCCUUCUCCCGAACCAAAAACACCGAUGAGGAGAAAGAAGCAGAAGCAACCACGACCAAUCCCGUCAAGAGUGCAUCACCGCCUCCCCCAACUUAUGAGGAAGCUGAAAAACAACAAUACAAUGUCGAGCAACCUUCAGAUGCAGUAGAUCCAGACUUACCAAGCCCUGAGAAUACAAUCGCACAUCUCAAACUACUCGAAUGUUUCUAUCGGUUCAAGCAGAAGAUCGCCAGUACGGAUGGUCUCUUUGGCAUAUCCUCCGACAUAAUCCCAGAGAACGAUCAAACCACCACACCACCAAAAGAUGCUACUCACAAUGAUCAGACCACACCAAAAACUGCUCCUCACAAUGAUAAAACCAGCGAGAUCUUGACUCUGCUUGCAGAAAAGAGAUGGCAAGUCUAUGUCUCUCGGGCAGUAGACCGUUUCGCAAAGUGGAGGUAUACUCUGGAACCUGAUGUUGAGUACUAUACUUUCAAGCAUGCUUUGGGGGGUUUUGGAAGGGAGCUUACUGAAAGAGUUGAUCCUGUGAAGGCUAAGCCUUUGUCCUUUGAUGAGACUAAUUUACCGCCUAUUGAUGUCUUAAUGGUAUGGCAUUCGUACAUGUUGAAUCCGAUGAUCUAUCUAGACGACUGCGCACGUCAAGGCCGAAUGCGUCUGUGGCACACUCCGUUCCCAUUGCAACUAGUGGCCAACCACAUCAACGACCAGGAGUAUCACUUCUCAACAGCAAAAGAAACAAUGGUCCGCUUCAAAGAACGGUUUCAUCUCGACUGGGAGAACUUGGACGGUUCAGACGAAACAAGCAUAAAGUGCCACAAUUGCGGUGCUCAGAAUCCUGUUCCCUGGACUACUUAUGGACUUAUACCUAACGGACCAGAGGAAUUCCCCAGAUGGGCAGCUGAGAACCAGACUAUCAACCUCAAAUCCGUCGAAAGCAAAAUUAGUGCCUGUCAAGGCUUCGCCGACAAAGCCUUCACCCUAGGUUGUCUAAAAUGCCACUCCAAAAUCACACACGACUCUCUCUGUGUAGCAAAACUCCACGCAGACAUAACCCUCAUUCUGACAGAAAAAGCCGUGUUGCCAGGAAACAUCGUGUACAAAAGUCAUGGCCUGUCUUCAGCGGAUGGUAAAUCCAUGUUCUGGUCUGAGUGGGAAGACAUCAUGUUCCCAAGCAAAAUGAUGUUUUGGGGCAUGGGAGAACAACUUCUCAAACUUAGGGGCAAGGAUAUGCGUAUGGCCAGUGUACGCGAAGUCAUCGAAGAGUGUCUGUCCGACAGAGAGAUGGUCAAAUAUGCGAAAUCCAGCCGUCAGCGCUCACGUAUAUCAAGAGGAGAGGCUCUAGCUCUCCGUCGCAUGAUGUCGCGAUACUGGAACAACUGCUCAAGUUUCGGCAUCGAUCUUGUUGGUGCGGUAAUUCGCCAGGGCUCUUUUGUCGACAAGAUGCACGAUAUAGAUUGGUUGCACUCGCCAGCGCUUUCGAACACUAUACCUCGCUUGAUACGCAAAUACUCGAGGUUUAUCGCUAUCAUUGCUAAACACAACAGAUUCGCCGUGCCGACUUUGGAUGUGGAUUUAGCGUGGCAUACACACCAACUGACUCCUGUACGCUACAUGCACUACACCAUUGCCAAAGCCAAGACCUUCAUCGACCAUGACGACAAAGUAGCAGAAGCAAAACUCACAGACGCGUUUGCAGAAACCAGCAAGGUGUAUCAGAAACUAUAUGGCGAGCCGUAUUCAGAAUGCACUUGCUGGUACUGUGAAGCAGUGCGAGAGUCACACACAUCAACUGCAUCACGCCUGUUUCGAAGCAACAACGCCACUGCUUCCGAGCAAUUACAUUCAGUGCCCUCUGACCCGAAGAGAUCCAUCCACAUAUCCACACACAAUGCCGAAGGAAAUCCACGGCCCAAGAGAGACGACUAUUAUUACUCUGAAGCGUAUGGGCAUCCAGUGUUUAUACCCAUGUAUGCGCCAUACUACGGUGCCUUGCCGUAUACACCAGUCAUCUAUCCUGUUAAUCCAGGGUGUAUGGCGCUAGGAGUUGGCGCGGUGGGCAACUGCUGCUCAGGCACUUGUGGUGCAGCGGCGGCUGCAGGAGGUUCUUGUUCGGGUGCUGCAGCUGGUAGCACUAUCGGUGUUGGUUGUACUUCCUCGAGCGGUGGGUGUGGCGGAGGAGGAAGCAAUUGUGGAGGAGGCGGUGGUGGCGCUGGGUGUGGUGGAGGAGGCGGUGGUGGCGGAUGUGGAGGAGGUGGUGGUGGAUGUUAG
This is a messenger RNA of Aureobasidium melanogenum CBS 110374, 2289 nucleotides long. RefSeq lists its product as uncharacterized. The record is from RefSeq and is a predicted model, not a curated record. The transcript is spliced from 3 exons. Bases 1 to 2289 code for a protein of 762 amino acids. Lineage: Eukaryota; Fungi; Ascomycota; Dothideomycetes; Dothideales; Saccotheciaceae.